Molecule: messenger RNA, 2247 nt
Organism: Sporisorium graminicola
Lineage: Eukaryota; Fungi; Basidiomycota; Ustilaginomycetes; Ustilaginales; Ustilaginaceae
Exons: 1
Coding region: 1-2247 (748 amino acids)
Biological process (GO): small GTPase-mediated signal transduction
Molecular function (GO): calcium ion binding; GTP binding; GTPase activity
Source: RefSeq, a predicted model, not a curated record
AUGCGCAAGGACGUCCGCAUCGUCCUUGCGGGCGACCCAGAUGUCGGCAAGUCAACGCUCAUCACCUCGCUCGUAAAAGAGGCGUACGUUGCCAAGGUGCAAAAAGUGGUGCCACCCAUCACGCUUCCACCAGAAGUCGCACCAGAAGCCGUCGUCACGAAGAUUGUCGACACCAGCUCAAGUCCAGAGCAUCGCGCCAACCUCGAGGCCGAACUUCGCAGGGCUAAUGUCAUUUGCAUCGUCUAUUCGGUUUCAGCACCUUCCUCGUUUGAUCGUAUACCCACCUACUGGCUCCCCUACAUCCGUUCAUUAGGCAUCAACGUUCCCGUCAUCCUCGUCGGCAACAAGAUCGACUUGCGCUCUGGCGACGUCACCAACGCUGCCCUCGAAGAUGAGCUUGCGCCCGUCAUGGCCGAGUUCAAGGAAGUCGAGACGUGCGUAGAAUGCUCGGCUCGCAUCCCGCUCAACGUCAGCGAAGUCUUUUACUUUGCCCAAAAGGCCGUCCUCUACCCGACAGCACCGCUCUACGACAGCCGCGAGCAUGUGCUGAAACCCGCCUGCGUCGACGCGCUCAAGCGCAUUUUCCGGCUCUGCGAUUCGGACAAGGACGGCUUACUCAGCGAUGGCGAGCUCAACGAGUUCCAAAGCAAAUGCUUCGACACGCCGCUUCAAGCACAGGAGCUGGAAGGCAUCAAGGAUCUUGUCAUCCAGGCACCGGUUGCCGGUUUGCGGUAUAACCACGAAAAUGGCAGCGUGGCUGCUUCGGGGUCCAGCGCCAACGGCGAUGUUCCUGCACACCAUCCACAUCUGCGAGAAGGCAACCUCACCAUGGCCGGCUUCCUCUACCUCCAUACGCUCUUCAUCCAACGAGGCCGCCUCGAGACCACGUGGACCGUAUUGCGUACGUUCGGGUACGGCGCCGACCUCAGCCUCGAAGACUCGUUCGUCAAGCCCUCUUUCGCUGUGCCACCGGAAUGCUCGGUGGAGCUCUCACCAAACGGAUAUCAGUUCCUGACCGACAUCUUUGAGGUGCACGACAAGGAUCGAGAUGGCGCCCUCAGCGAGGAGGAACUCGACAGCCUUUUCAUCACCGCACCGGACAACCGCCAUCCUUGGCAAGGCACAAGCUUCCCCGCUUCCACGAUCACCGAUGAGCAUGGCGCUGUCACGCUGCAAGGCUGGCUCGCGCAAUGGAGCAUGACUACGUUGCUCGACCACCGCACCACGCUCGAGUUCCUGGCGUACCUCGGCUAUCCAUCGUUCCCCUUGGCGGGCUCCUCCAGCAGCUCGUCAACCCCCGCGCCGACACCGCUUACGCCGAGUGGUCCACCGGGUUCCAGACCCUCUCGCAACCGCACGCCGUGUCCGCCAUCCACGACAUCAGCACUGAAGCUCACACGUCCAAGGAAGACGGAUAAGAAGAAAAAAGGUGCAAUCCAGAGAAGUGUCUUCCUCGGGUUCGUGCUCGGUGCCGCGGGUAGUGGCAAGACAGCGAUUCUUCGCAACAUGGUGGGCAAGCGCUUUGCCAGUGCCUACGAGCCCACGCAGAAGAUGAUGAGCGUCGUCAGUACCGUCGAGCAAGCGGGAGCGGAGCGUUAUCUUGUACUGCAAGAGUUUGGGUCGCGCUACGAGGCCGAGGUACUGCGCAAUACGGCCAAGCUUUCGGCAGCCGAUGUGAUUGUAUUUGUCUACGACUCGAGCGACACCAACUCUUUCAGCUACAUAUCCAACUUGCGGCAGCAGUAUCCGCUCUUGCAGUCGAUGCCAUCGCUGUUUGUUGCUACCAAGGCGGACCUGGAUCUGGCACAGCAGCGCCACGAGGUUCAACCAGACUCGUACUGCCGCAAGCUGGGGCUUAAGAUUCCAGGACUGGGAGCAGGCCCCCUUAACAUCAGCAUCCGAGAUGGGCAGUCGGCAGAUCUGUACGGUCUCAUCUGCACCAUCGCCGUCGAUCCCAAGGGUGCUGUACAGGGUGGCAACGAUCGCAACGCGCUCAGCUUUGGCACCAGCCGUUGGCAAUUUUGGGCUUACAUUGGACUGGUGGUCAUCGGCGGCGGAGGAGCUGUCUGGAUCUGCGCCCGAGUCCUCAAGGUGCCUAUCGGAAGCACGCUCGGAUUUGGGAGCAGCACAAGCUGGUGGUCUUCGAAAAUACAAGCUGGUGCAGGUGGCGCCGAUGCUACUAAGAUCUCGGGGUGGUUUGAUUGGAUCCGCUGGCAAGGCACUUCCACCAUCCGCACUGAGCUUUGA